Octopus bimaculoides (California two-spot octopus) is the source of this 3641-nucleotide messenger RNA. RefSeq names its product A disintegrin and metalloproteinase with thrombospondin motifs 7. Lineage: Eukaryota; Metazoa; Mollusca; Cephalopoda; Octopoda; Octopodidae. The record is from RefSeq and is a predicted model, not a curated record. Gene Ontology annotation, molecular function: metalloendopeptidase activity. Gene Ontology annotation, biological process: proteolysis; extracellular matrix organization. Gene Ontology annotation, cellular component: extracellular matrix.
GAGUUUUAAUUAGGAAGACGGAGACAGUUUCACAUUAUCAGUUCUAUUAAUUACGUGCUUCAUUAUUGAUACGUAUAAGGAGAUGAAACUACGUAUCUUGCUUUGUAUAAUUAUGUUAUAUAUAAACGUGUAAUCCAUAAUAUCAUGUUGUAUAUAAGAAUUGUUAGCGAGAAGCUCGGUUCACAAUUUCCUCACUAUGAAAGCAUUUCUCAUAUUUUGUCUUAUGUUCCUGACUUUGUGUUGCAAUGUGCAACUAGAUCCAUCCCCCCAGAAAAUUCCUUCUGAAGAUUUCUCUUGCCACACAAUGAAAGAUGCUCUCCAUCGUGAUGGUUUCAACGAGUUCCACUGGGCUACCAUUAAUGCUGAUUAUUUGAGAGACGAAGUUACGUUUGCUAACCGCACAAACUCUACUCUCAGCGUUCAUACUGAAUCCUUCCACAUCGAUCUUUUGCUCUGGGAACCAAGUUCUGUUUUCCAUCCAAACUGUGAAGUGAUCAUAUUCGACGGUCAAGAAGAACAUGUUCAAAAUGUCACAUUUCUUCCGAAAUGUCACGUAUUUGGUAAAACUCUAAAUGGUUAUGGAAUGGCAUCUUUAUCUUUUUGUGAUGGUUUGCGUGGAAUAAUUACUACUAAUGGAACUGAUUACCAAGUAUUACCAUCAGAACCAAACUGUAGACCAGGUCAAUAUCUUCUUGCAACCAGACAAUCCGGAGUCCUUUGGGAGAAUGUUCUGAAACAAGUCCAAAGUAUUGAACAACCCAAGGAGAGACUUAGUAUAGAGAUGGCUCUUGUAUAUGAUGAAUAUAUGUAUAAAUACAUGGAAGAAGUGAUGCAAGCUAAAACAUUCCUCCAAAAACUACAAUACAUUAUUACGACUUGGAAUACCGUUCAAUAUGAAUUCCUGAAAGAAAACGAAUUAAAUUAUUCUGUGAAGUUCUUAUUAGUUAACAUAUUCUUUUGGAAGACAAAUCAGAUUGGAAGUGUGUCGACAUUGAGACAAAGAUUGGCUAAGGCUUGCACGUGGGCAAACCAGAGAAGUCUGUCUGCCGACCAUAUACAUAUUGUGAGCGGAGUCCGGGGUAGUUUUGCACUUGGACUCUCAAUGUCAGCUGCAGCUUGUACACCAGCAAAAUGCUCGCUGUCAAGAUCUUGGGAGUGGUUAUCUCGGAAUACAUUAAGUCAUGAGCUCGCACAUAAUCUUGGUAUCCCGCAUGAUGCAAUGACACACUGUGGUAACAUGACUCAAGAAAGUUCUGGAUUGAUGGGAUCACGUAAGACUGGCUGGAGUCAAUGUUCCUCAAGGCAUUUACGACGCUGGCUGAAAAGUGGCAAAGGCAAAUGCUUAAAGACAGUGAAUGUUUUCAUUCCGGAAAACAAAAACGUUAACUCAACCAAAGAUGUUCUCAAUACGAACGGCUAUGGCCUGCUUCCAGCAAUGUAUGAAAGUUCUGAUGUGUUGUGUCAGCAGAGGUUUGGAGAACGUUUCCAAUACAUCCCCCUCUAUCCUGCACAUGUUUGUGGGAUUCAGUCUUGUGCUAUUUUACUGCCUGGCUCUGAUUAUGGCGUCCUGAAGGUUAACAACCACGGCUUGGAUGGGCUUUAUUGUGGUCAAGGAAAAGUCUGCCGUUUUGACAUGAGAUGUGAAAACCUUACUGAAACUAAUCUCUGGGUUCCUAUAUUAGUUGUAAGUGGAGGGUGGAGUGAGUGGAGUCCUUACACUGAUUGUAGUAGAUCGUGUGGUGCUGGAGUCAGAAUAUCAACACGGAGAUGUGAUAAUCCAAGGCCAGUCAAUACAGAAUGGUGCAAAGGCCAGUCAAUUCGCGGCCAACUCUGCAAUGUGCAGCCCUGUUUCAAUGACAGUAGCAAUUACUUCGAACUGGUGAAACAACGAGCUUCUGAAGUAUGCACCAUGUUACUACAGUAUGGUUACCUUGAUUCCAAGAACUUUAGUUCCAAUGGCAGAACGUUAGCCAGUCCAAACGGAACCUUAAAAUACUUUAAGAUGUAUCCGAACAGAUCUGUGAAAGGAUUUGAUGAUUUGGGCAGAAUAAAUAACGUGUCAUUGGAAGGAUGUGCCAAUGGAUGUCUUUCAACUAAAGAAUGUAAUUCUUUCGAAUAUAAACCGACGAACCGAAAAUGUGAUUUAUCUUCCAUAUCUACGAAGGCACACGACUUAAAUCCAAAUUCUUUAUGGGACUUCUAUGAAAGAGAUGGGAAAGCCUUAAAAUACUUUAAGAUGUAUCCGAACAGAUCUGUGAGAGGAUUCGAUGAUUUGGGCAGAAAAAAUAAUGUGUCUUUGGAACAAUGUGCCAGUGCAUGUCUUGUAACUAAAAAAUGUUAUUCCUUCGAAUAUAAACCAACGAACCGAAAAUGUGAUUUAUCUUCCAUAUCUACGAAGACACACGACUUAAAUUCGAAUGACUUUUGGGACUUCUAUGAAAGACAUGACAAAGACUUCCCUCAAAAUGGUGUUUGUGAAGUAAGCUGUGUUCCACUUCAUGAAAGUGAUAUUCUCACGUCAGUUCAUGUAGCUUUUCUUCCUGAUGGAUCACCGUGUAACACUGACGUGAACACUCAGUGGAGAUGUAUAAGAGGAACUUGUCGAAAAUUCGAGAACCAGACAUUUUCAGGAUAAAGAAAAUAUUUACAAGCUGUACGCCAAGUGAUUCCAGUCACCCUCAUAACUCCUAAAGCUUUCACUGUUGAUAAUUUCCUAUUCAUCAACUGGUGUAGUUUGGAAUUUAUUUUGAAGAAAAUGAAUAACGCAAUGAAAAUAUUGUUGACAAUAUUUUAAUCGAAAUAAAUCUAAUAGAAUUUCAAUAUAUAUAUAAAUUCGAGUAAAUCAAAUCAAAUAACAUUUUGUAAGAAAUUAUUAUUAUUAUUAUUAUUAUUAUGAUUAUUAUUAUUCGUCUUGUUUUUAUUGAUGUACACACAUUGCUCUUCUGAUAUCGUUAUCUGACAAUGAAAUAUUUGGGAUUUCAUAAUUACGAAUGCUCACAUUUACUUUUAUGUAGUCAUCUGAAUGUAAGUAAGAAUAUUCGUGUGCGUGGAUGCAAAAAUACUCGUCUGUAUUGUUGAAAGUUUUAUAUUCUAAAUAUUUUAUCUCACUGAUAUGAAGAAGUAUUAGUCCCUGUCCUUUAUUCAGUUUUUGCUCUAAGUUUCACCACUGGAUCUGUUCUAGUGUAUAAGCUCUAUAACUUUUUUAUUUUCUUUUCCUAAAUAAUCGUAUUUAGCGAGAAUCCAAGACGUAUCGAUUCAUUCUUAAUACGUUCUGGUUGGUCUGAACCUUCUCCCACUAUAUGCACAAGCAACAGUUAAUACUUCAAAAUUUCAAACAUGAUCCCCCACCCACUUUGCCACCCUCCAACCUGGAUAAUUUCUUCUUUAGACAUCAGUUACAUAACAUAUAUGAACAUUAUGUAUAAAAGACAUAUGUCCCUACUAACUUAUGUUGGAUUCCCUAAUUACACAGAUAUAUGUGCUUUGCAAAUAUUCAUGAUAUCACAUGAUUCGCAGAAGAAAAUACAUAUAUACACAAACCUCUGAAUUCACAACCCCAUGGACUUAUAAAUUUACAAACCCAUCGAUCAAAUUUGAAGUCAAAAUCUAUGAAACUCCACAAUAAUGUGCACAUGCUCAAA